Messenger RNA from Mercenaria mercenaria, 1528 nucleotides. Its product is annotated as G2/M phase-specific E3 ubiquitin-protein ligase-like. Lineage: Eukaryota; Metazoa; Mollusca; Bivalvia; Venerida; Veneridae. The transcript has 7 exons. Gene Ontology annotation, molecular function: ubiquitin-protein transferase activity. The record is from RefSeq and is a predicted model, not a curated record. Gene Ontology annotation, biological process: proteasome-mediated ubiquitin-dependent protein catabolic process; positive regulation of protein catabolic process; protein polyubiquitination. Bases 398 to 1528 code for a protein of 376 amino acids.
AGGUAUAUAAUAAAAGAAAAUUAACUCAGUCAUGUAUAUUUUAUGAUGAGAUAAUCUUGAUCACUUGGCAUAUAUACAUAAGCAGUAUACUUAAUACUUUGAUAAGCAUUCAACUAGUCGACAUGUUGUAUUUACAAACAAUUCGUAUGAGAAUAGUCACUUAAAAUAAAAAAAGUCAUUUCAGUAUUUAAAUGUCUUUCAGGAGAACUGCUCAGAUGACAUUGAAUUAGGAACACCUACUGUGGUGACAAAUAGGCAGACGUACAUGUAGGCUUGUGGCGCAGCUGAUACGGCAGACAUAGAGUUUAUAGACAUACCAGCUCCUCAUCAGAGAAGACAGUUUAGUUUGCGUAGAGUGUCUCCUUCAGCCACAGUAAUAUACAGUGAAACAGCUGAUAUGUCAGGUAGUAUCAACAACCACUCUAUAGAACCUGAUGCCGACACAGUAGAAGAUCAGUCUUCCAACCAGACAAAUGAUGUUAUGUCAGCGGAAGAGUAUUUUGAACAAGAUGACAUCCAGUUGGCCAUUGAAGAAAGUUUUUUAAGUAUUUGUAAUAGCAAUAAGGAAGAGAAAGACAGCUUACUGUUGAAGAAAUGGGUUGACAAAGCACUACAGCCCUCAGAGCCACAAAUAAUAGUUGUUCAACGGGAGAGGCUGUUACAAACGACGUUAAGAGUUGUUGGUAAAUCUACUUUCAACUGGUCACAGCCGCUGCGAAUAGUAUUCUCUGGUGAAGAUGGAGAUGACCAAGGAGGUCCAAAGAGAGAAUAUCUCUGGUUGCUGAGCAAAGCUGUUGCUGAGGCUUCCUUGUGUGGCCCUGAGGGAAACAUGAUCUUCGCCCAUGAUGGUGAAAAGCUUGAGCACAUGACAUUUGAAAUGUAUGGUAAAUUGACAGCAUACAAUGUCCUUAAUGGUGGACCAGGCCUACCGAUGAUCAGCACCAUGCUGUACUCCUUCAUGACUGACCAGGACAUAAAACCCCAUGUAGACAUUCUUAUGCCUUCCCAGACCGAGGAAAUUUCUUGCAUUAAGGAGGUUUGUAAUUUAUUCCAUGCUGAAAUUACCCAAUUUGUUAAUGGACUGGAUAAAGUGGGUUCGUUGCACAAAGAGAUCCUCCAUGCACCUGAAGCAUUUUCUAGUCUGUUUGUUCACCAAGCUGUUCAUCUAAAGUUUGACACAUUCAGAUUAUUGUAUGAAGUGAACUUCAGUCCAGAGGGUUCCAAUAACCGAAGGUUGGAGAAGGAUACAGUAUACUGCUUGGAGGCAUUCUUGAUUGAAUGUGAUGGCAAAGAAAAUGACAUAGCCUUGGCAGAUGUACUGAUGUUUUGGACAGGAACAAGUUCUGUGCCCCCCAUGGGGUUUGACAAAAAACUUGAAGUGGACUUUGUUACGGCUGAUAGAAAACUGCCUGUAGCCCAUACCUGUGGCAUGGUUUUAGAACUUGUGCGUGCGUUAGCUGAUCCUGAUUUAUUCAAGGAGGAUAUGGGGAAAGCUAUUAAGUGGAGUGGAGGAUUCCACUUAUGUUAA